Molecule: messenger RNA, 2608 nt
Organism: Salvia splendens (bonfire salvia)
Lineage: Eukaryota; Viridiplantae; Streptophyta; Magnoliopsida; Lamiales; Lamiaceae
Product: DNA gyrase subunit B, chloroplastic/mitochondrial
Exons: 21
Coding region: 93-2384 (763 amino acids)
Biological process (GO): DNA topological change
Cellular component (GO): chromosome
Molecular function (GO): DNA topoisomerase type II (double strand cut, ATP-hydrolyzing) activity; DNA binding; ATP binding
Source: RefSeq, a predicted model, not a curated record
GGAGCCUCAUCCCUUUCCCCAUCUCUUGUUCCGUAAAACCCUGAACCCAAAACCUGAAUUUCAAAACAAGAACACCGCCACAUAUUUUACGAAUGGCUCUUCUUCUCAAUCCCAAGCCUAGUAUUACUUCGCUUAAACGCAUGGCCUCUCGUUUUAAUGCCCUUUCUCCUUCUCUUAAUUACUUUCAUUCCCGCUCCCGCUCCCGCUCCACUCUCGCUGUAUCCUCUUCUAUCUCUCUCUCUAAGCCCCCUUUCAUAUUUCUUACCACCGGAGUUAGUGAUACAUUGAAAAAGAUCUCUAGCAACUAUACACCAUGUCAUGCUUUGGUUCCGAGAGCAUUUAUGUCAUCAAGCGUCAGCAUCGAGGCUGUUCGUGAGGGUAAAGCCUCAAAAGAAUAUGGUUCGGAUCAGAUUCAGGUACUGGAAGGGUUAGACCCUGUAAGGAAGCGACCGGGCAUGUACAUUGGAAGCACUGGUUCUCGUGGCCUUCAUCAUUUGGUUUAUGAAAUCUUGGAUAAUGCUAUUGAUGAGGCACAAGCAGGAUUUGCUUCAAAGAUUGAUGUCAUUUUGCUUGCAGACAAUUCAGUGUGCAUCACUGACAAUGGACGAGGGAUCCCAACGGACAUGCAUCCAGCGACAAAAAAGUCUGCUUUGGAGACUGUCUUGACGGUUUUGCAUGCCGGUGGCAAGUUUGGUGGUGCCAGUAGUGGUUAUAGUGUGUCUGGUGGACUACAUGGUGUUGGUUUAUCAGUUGUCAAUGCAUUGUCUGAGGCCCUUGAAGUGACAGUAUGGCGUAAUGGUAAGGAGUAUAAGCAGAAAUAUUGCCGUGGGAAGCCUACGGCUAAAUUGAUCUCUCGUGAGCUUCCGGCUGAUAUGAAGGACAAGCAAGGGACUCGUAUACAUUUUUGGCCAGACAAAGAAGUAUUUACAACUGAAAUUGAGUUUGACUACAACACAAUAUCUAGCAGAAUCAGGGAGCUUGCUUUUCUAAAUCCUGAGGUUACAAUUGCUCUUGAGAAACAGGAUGUGGACCCAGAGAAGACGCUGCAUAAUGUGUACAGCUAUGGUGGAGGAUUAAUUGAAUAUGUGAAAUGGCUUAAUACAGAUAAGGUAUGCUUGACUAUAGUUUUGUGUUUGACUAGCAGUGUGAAAUGGCUUAAUACAGAUAAGAAAUCUUUGCAUGAAGUUGUGGGAUUCAGAAAAGAAAUAGAGGAAGUCUCAAUUGAUAUUGCUCUCCAAUGGUGUUCGGAUUCUUAUUCAGAUACAUUGUUAGGAUAUGCUAACAGCAUUAGAACAGUUGAUGGCGGUACUCACAUUGAUGGUGUCAAAGCUUCAUUAACUAGAACCCUCAACAAUCUUGCAAAGAAGUCUAAAGUCAUUAAGGAAAGAGAUAUUACUUUAAGUGGCGAACAUGUAAGAGAGGGCUUGACUUGUGUGAUUUCCGUGAAAGUUCCUAACCCAGAAUUUGAAGGACAAACAAAGACGAGAUUAGGAAACCCAGAGGUGAGGAAGAUUGUUGAUCAAUCUAUUCUGGAGUAUCUUACUGAGUACCUGGAGUUGCAUCCUGAUGUCCUUGAUGCUAUUCUAUCGAAGUCCCUCAAUGCUCUGAAGGCAGCAUUAGCGGCAAAGAGGGCCAGAGAACUGGUGAGACAAAAGAGUGUCUUAAAAUCAUCAUCCCUUCCCGGGAAGCUUGCUGAUUGUUCAGCUACUGAUCCUGCAGAAGCAGAGAUAUUCAUAGUCGAAGGAGAUUCAGCUGGUGGCAGUGCUAAACAAGGCCGUGACCGCCGAUUUCAGGCAGUGCUACCUCUACGAGGUAAAAUUUUGAAUAUUGAACGCAAAGAUGAAGCUUCCAUGUACAAAAAUGAGGAGAUUCAAAAUCUAAUUCUUGGUUUGGGACUUGGAGUAAAGGGUGAAGAUUUUCGGAAGGAUGCGCUCCGUUAUCACAAAAUUAUAAUAUUAACAGAUGCUGACGUAGAUGGUGCUCACAUAAGGACACUGCUAUUAACCUUCUUCUUUAGGUAUCAGAGAGCUUUGUUUGAUGAAGGUUGCAUCUACGUCGGUGUUCCUCCUCUAUAUAAGGUUGAGAGGGGGAAGCAAGCACACUACUGUUAUGAUGAAACGGAACUCAAAAAACUUCAGAGCUCACUUCCUGCAAAUGCAUCAUACAACAUUCAGAGAUUUAAAGGUCUUGGGGAGAUGAUGCCUUUACAACUGUGGGAAACAACCUUGAAUCCCGAGACUAGACUUCUGAAGCAAUUAAGAGUAGAGGAUGUGGCAGAGGCCAAUGUUGUCUUUUCGUCUCUCAUGGGAUCUCGAGUUGAUUUCAGGAAAGAACUCAUUCAGAACUCAGCCAAUGCUGUCAAUCUUGGUCAUCUCGAUAUAUAAAUGCGAUGUUGCGGAUUUGUAGGGCAUUUCAACUGUGAAUGCAAUUUGGGGAUUUUGCAGCAAGGACAUUUGGAUGAUUUCAUCUCCAUUCCUUUUAUUUCUUUGUAAAAUAUCAGCAAAAUAUCCCUACCGAAUUGAGGGUUUCAGCAAAAUUACUUCUUGGCAUAUAAAUUGGUUGUACCUUUUAUUCAAUUGAUUGAAAAGGGUGCUGCAUUAUUAAUCUA